AUGAUUACAGACGAAGUAACUAAUACCACAGAUAAUACAACUCCUACUACUCUCUAUACUACUACCAAUACUACUACCACCAAUAACGAUAGUACAACAACAAAAUACAACAUGAGCAAGGAAACAUUCAACAAGUUGUAUCCAUUAUUACACCCAGUCAAUCAAACAUCAGAUGAUAGCAAGUUAACUCUUAAUAUCUUUGAUUUUGAUAGUACUCUCUUCAAAUCACCAGAACCAAAUCCAGAGUUGUGGACACCUUCAAUGGUUGGUAAACUCAAGGCUAUGCCAAGUGAAGAUGGUUUGGGUUGGUUUCAAGAGACUGCCACUCUUGACGAUCCAUACGUACCAUCCACUCCAUCUUUAGAUUGGUUCAAUGAAAAUGUUUUAAAGCAAGCUAUUCAAUCAAUCAAUACUCCCGAUACUAUUACUUGUUUAUUAACUGGAAGAACAUUUAUUUAUGAAGAGAUUAUUAAGAGAAUUUUAAAGAGUGUACAAUUAAAUGUAAAUUAUAUGGGUUUAAAGAUGAUUAGUGAAGUUGGAAAGGACCGUGUCACAACGAUGGAUUUUAAGCUUGGUUUUAUCAAUCACGUGAUUGAUUCGGUUGCACCAGGUCGUAUUGUCAAGAUUGAGAUGUACGACGAUCGUAUCAAGCAUGUCGAACAAUUCAGAGCAUUCCUUCAAACCAUUCCAAACAUUGAACGCAGUGUCGUGCAUAUCGAUGAGAAGCCACAAUACAUUGACGAAGACCAAGAGACAAAGUUGGUCGAGGAAUUGAUUUCUCGCAAUGGCAAGGAAGGUUUCCAAUUAAAGAAAAAGGUGUCCUACACUGGCUCUGUAUUGGACAAGGUGUCUGUAGACACUGUCCUCUCUUGGUUUGACCUCCCAUCAGACUGGGUUGUCAAAUGUCACCAUUCCACAAUGAAUAUGGGUGCUUGGGAACCAAAGCAAUGGAAGACAUAUGUUGAUAAGGUUGAAGAUGAAGUUGAAGUUUCAACAACAACUACCACAACCUCUACCGAAACUACUGCUACAGCUACUGCAACCAUCACAGAUCAAUUGGCUGAACUUAGUGUAAGUUCAAGUGUGACUACUGCCACCACCACUGUAGAGGAACAAUUAAAGUUAAAGACUACACAAUUAUUAGCAACUAGAUAUCCUGUUGGAAGUCGUGUUGAAUUGACUGUUGAAGGUAUCGGUCUUAGUGGUGCAGCAUUGGCAUUAAAGGUGUCUGGUGCUCCAACUGCCAAUGAUCUCCCACACAUUACCAUUGCUCAUCAUCCAAGGGGUAAGCCAGUAGACAGCAACAAAAUCACCCAUUGGAAGACAAUCGAUGAGAUUAUCAAGGAUGGUCAUAUCCUUUCAUUUGUUCAAGAAAACACUACUGCUGCCACCACCAGUGAAUCUACUGAUGCCGUCAAAAAGGAAUCAUUUGUAUUCCCAAGUAUUUCACUCAAGCUCAAGCCAAUCACUCAAUUAAAGUUGACUUCUCAUGUCAAGGAAGUAGGUCAAUCGGUCUAUGAAUCAACUGUAGCAACUCCAAAGCGUAAGCCUGCAGCUGGAAACAACAAGGCUGGUGGUAAUAACGGUAAUAGUAAUGCAGCUGUUAAUUUUGGUGAUUUGAUUUCAAAGUAUCAUCAAGUAGACAAGAAGGAGUUUGGUCAAUUAAUCGGAUCCAUCAAGCAAUGGGCCUCCAAGGAAGGUGUCACCGAUCCUGCCAAGAUUGAAGAGCAUAUCAAAUCAUUAAAUAUUACUACCAAGAAGUUUAUAGUGUUAGAUAUUUACCUUGCAAUCGAUCUGAAAAUAUUGAAAGUUCUCGAAGAUCUCAAAGAUCCUGUCAGUCGGCAAUUUUAA
This is a messenger RNA of Cavenderia fasciculata, 1851 nucleotides long. RefSeq names its product OB fold-containing protein. The record is from RefSeq and is a predicted model, not a curated record. The coding region runs from base 1 to 1851 and encodes 616 amino acids. Lineage: Eukaryota; Evosea; Eumycetozoa; Acytosteliales; Cavenderiaceae. The transcript has 3 exons.